UUCUCAUUGGCUAACAACUUCAACACAUCAAGCAUUCUGCUAUUAAAGUAGAAUGUAGAUAACUUUCUCGCCAUUGAUGUUAGGGAAACAAUUUCUUAAGACAUCGGCUGCCUCUUUCAUAGACUAAUCAAUUGACAACAAGAUCUACGCAUCAAAGUUGUACACUAUCGAAAAAUUGAAGCGACAUAAUGGCAGAGAAAGGAGAGAAAGUUGCAGCUCCGGAGAGAAGUCAAACGCCCAUUUCUCACAGUAUUUCAGGAAUACUGGGCUGGGAAAAUGCAGAUUUGGAAAAGAAUCUCGAAAACACCAAACUAUGUCAAACUCCUCAAACGUUUGCAGCAAAAGACCUUCAAGACACUGGAACCGCUGAAGAAAACUUUCAGUUGAUUCCCAAGAAAGAAAUAAGUGCAAAAGCAGACAGGUUUGCUGCAAAGAAUGGCAGCUCUAAUGUCUCCAGCGAGAACGAAAAUGAAGAAAGAAACACACCAAUUCACGAGAGCCAAAUAAGCAUAAAUGGACUUGACUUAAAGAAAAAGAAAACCCGUUACAGAACAACUUUCAGCUCCUACCAACUGGAGGAGCUGGAAAAGGCGUUCGACAAAGCUCCCUAUCCUGACGUUUUUGCAAGAGAAGAACUUGCGUCAAAAAUUGAUCUUACUGAGGCCAGAGUCCAGGUUUGGUUUCAAAACCGAAGAGCAAAAUGGCGGAAACGCGAAAAAAUGCGAGCGUUUGGUUUUUCUCCUCAAAUAUACUGUACUAGAUUCGAUGGUUACCCCCAGAUAUCUCCUACUACCCUGGGAUAUCCCUUUCCAGCUUCUGCUAUCGCGUACUACCACCCAACACUUUCUUGUGACAAUGCAGGUACUUCAUACAGACAAAAUAUGCAAAUUCCGGUUGAUAUUCGGCGUUAUGCAACGAGGUACGAGUAUCCUACAGAUGGGUUUGUGGCAUCUUUAAGUACACCCACGUACCAUUGCUCAUGCAGCGGAUUGCAACAGCAAUGUCUACUUACAUCACCACCAUUGUCUUCAGCAUCUUACAAUUCAAAGAAACAUGGAAUUGAAUCACUGUCCCCACCUGCUCAAGAUAAGCGCUUGAGUAGUAUCUUUACGCUACGUACUAAAGCGAAAGAAUAUGAACAAAAUUAUGUCAGAAUAAAAACAGAAUUCGAUGAGAAAGAGAAAUCCAGUCAACAGUUACAGCAAUGCUAGAACACUAUAAUAACAACUACUUAAGCAUAACAACAGUUGAUUUCCAAAACAUAACAAAUGGGCGUAGAAAGAUAGAUCAUUUGGGGGGGGCGGAUAGUUUUUAAGUCAAUUGUUUUCAACGGAUUACAACCACUAAAAAUGACAUGCAUAUAUGAAUGUAAGCCCCCCCCCCAAUUAUCGAUUUUUUACACUCAUUUUUAGCAAAAUAUAAUUUCAGUGGGCUUUUGUCAUGUUGUCACUCACUUUUAAAAUUUUAGUUUUGGUGCCUCACUCUCAUUAUUUCAUGAAAAAAAUUUUGGCAGCCUUUCACAAUGCAACCUGCGUAAACAUCAUUUUAUUUUUUUAAGGGCAGUAUAUAGUAUGCCUGUAAAUCUUAGAAGUACGAGCUAAAUUUGGGAAGUUUCAUAACUUAAAAAAUUCAAAAGUACAAGGAAAUUUAUGAAAAUCUGUUCUUGCAUUCUUCUCAAGAUCAAACAAUCAUCGACUUAUCAACAACGAUGAAUUUUACGCAAGCCUGUAAACGUGAAAACUUUGUAGCUAAAUUUUCCUUGUGCUCUUUUUCAUAGCAAACACAUGAAGCCACCUUGUUAUGCUCACAGCCUGGCUUCUUGCAAAAAAUAAAAACAAUUCUAUUAUCUCAUUUGCAUUACACAAUUAAGUUUUUAACCGUAACUUUAUCCGCCACCUCAUUUUCGACUAGCGUGUUAAAUAGCAAGAUUAGUGGCGUCGCAAUCAUUUCUAAUGUCAACUUUGUUCAAAUGGGGCGUUUACCCCGGCGCAAACACUUGACUGUAAUUGCAACAUUUUAAUACUUCAGAUUAUAUCUCAUUACUCAAA
Messenger RNA from Xenia sp. Carnegie-2017, 2048 nucleotides. Its product is annotated as retinal homeobox protein Rx1-like. The record is from RefSeq and is a predicted model, not a curated record. Gene Ontology annotation, biological process: regulation of transcription by RNA polymerase II. The coding region runs from base 189 to 1211 and encodes 340 amino acids. The transcript has 3 exons. NCBI's taxonomy places the organism in Eukaryota, Metazoa, Cnidaria, Anthozoa, Malacalcyonacea, Xeniidae. Gene Ontology annotation, molecular function: RNA polymerase II transcription regulatory region sequence-specific DNA binding; DNA-binding transcription factor activity, RNA polymerase II-specific.